Messenger RNA from Ricinus communis (castor bean), 2440 nucleotides. RefSeq lists its product as uncharacterized. The coding region runs from base 1230 to 2306 and encodes 358 amino acids. The transcript has 3 exons. NCBI's taxonomy places the organism in Eukaryota, Viridiplantae, Streptophyta, Magnoliopsida, Malpighiales, Euphorbiaceae. The record is from RefSeq and is a predicted model, not a curated record.
UACCCCUUCAUUGCCCCAUAAUGGUCAUGUGGAAAAAGUUCAGAAACCCAAAUCAGACAACAGCUUAUCAAAUCUAUGCCGUCCACGUUUCACCCAUCCAUAUCUUAACCCUCCCUCUAGUUACCGUUAAAUUAAUGGUAAGCAACCGUAUUAAAAAAUAAAAUAAAAAAGAAAACCUCCCCCAAAGGUCACCCGCCCCUGAACUACACUGUACACAUGUAUAGUUUAGACAUUUACUAAGUGGAAACUAUACACAAGUUUCAAUGCAGUAUUGUAAAUCUUUUUGUCUGUGAUUUUUUUAUUUAAUUUUAACUGGAAUAUAUGUUAUUUGUUUUUAGUUUUUUAAUGCAUUAUGGAUCUAAACUUUCCCAUUUAUGGUUUUACUGUCUUGUUGCAGCUUAGAUAGUGUCAAAAACAUUUCAUGGUUUUUUAAAGUAUUAUUCUCUGCAGAUGUGCUUUCCUCUAAAACCCUUCUCUGAGUUUGAUGUUCUCCUUGUUUUGAAACCAAAAUAUGAUAUUUUUUUUUCUGUGUUAGUCUCUUUUAGUAGCUCAAGACAAUCAUGAAGGUUUGAUGGGGUGGUUCUGUUUUUAAUUUAAUGCAAAUCUGUAUGCUUUUAAGCUUUUUAGCAUCAGGAUGUAUGUAUAUGCACACGGAUCGGGUCCCUAGCUACUGUGAAGUAAGUUUGAGAUGUUAUGGAAGUUCCUAUUGGGCACUACUGUUUUUUGUUUGAUAUAUAAAAACUAACAAGCUUGUGAAGAUGCGCUUUUAUUACUUGAUAAAGUAUACCUUUAUGUUUCCUGUCUGAAGAGUGGGCAGAUAUUUAAUGGGUCCAUUGUGUUUGAUAUACGUAUGGAGUGAAGAAGAUUUAACUGGCUUCGAAAUCUUUGGUUAAGUUCCAACGCGUCGCAUGCCUUUUUAUUUUGUUAUACUUCUCAUUAAGUUUAAAAUAAGGCAACAACAGUAAGUGAUUUUUUUUUUCUUGGGGAAUGAAUCUUGGUCCAUUUACUUUGCUUCUAGAUCUUUUAUUACUGUAGAUAGUAUAAUGCCUAAAGUAUUAGCUAUAUAGGUUAAGAUUUCAAGAAAUAGGAUCUGGACCAUUUUUACUUGCUUGAAAUCUGCUCCUAGGUAGUUAUGCAUUAGACUCUUCAUUAUACUGACACUAAAGUUAAGUUGGUCACACACAGUUCUGUGAGUAAUAAAGUAGUCAAGAAAAGCUUUGUGUUAGAGAAUGAGAUCUAUAGAGGAUAAAGGGUGUUACAAUCAUGGACCAAUUCAAGAGAUUUCAACUAGCCAUGGAAUCAGUUUUGAGUUUCAUAAAGGGAAUGGAGCUAACCGUACUUCUCAUCAUAGAACAGCCUUAGGCAAGCCAACACCAUCUAAAUGGGAUGAUGCACAAAAAUGGCUAGUUGGUUUGUCAAGAGGAGGAGAUAAAAACCAAUCCAAGCCAAGAAACUCAAAUGCGGAUGAUAGGAGAUUGAUAGCUCCAGUUCCACAACAAGAACGAGACUAUUUAAGUGGAGGAGAUGAUGUUGAAGGAGAGGAAGCAAAUGGUUGGCCUGAUUCAACGGAAACCAAGAAGGUAGAUUGUGAUGAGCCCAUUUGGAGAAUCAAUAAGACGGUGCAGAAUUCUACUGCAUCAGCUGUUAGAUCAAUCUGUGUUAGGGAUAUGGGGACUGAGAUGACCCCAAUUGCUAGUCAAGAGCCUUCAAGAACAGCAACUCCAAUUAGAGCUGGAACUCCAGUAGCAAGGAGCCCUAUAUCUUCAGGAUCCUCCACUCCUGUAAGGUGUCAGCAUGGGCUGCAGUGCACUGAUCAGGGAUAUCAAGCAGGUUUAGCAUCCACUGAAAGCAGAGGAGGUGAGCCCAGUUCUGCUUCCAGAGGGCGUCAUGGAGAAGAACCCAAUGGUUGCAAGAUGUCUGAGAAUAAGGAUUUAGAUGAAGCAAGAAACCUGAAUCCCUUGGAAAUGAGAGCUACGGCUUGGGAUGAGGCAGAGCGUGCAAAAUAUAUGGCAAGGUAUAAGCGAGAAGAGGUGAAGAUACAAGCCUGGGAAAAUCAUGAGAAGAGGAAAGCAGAAAUGGAAAUGAAGAAGAUGGAGGUAAAGGCCGAGAGAAUAAAAGCUCGUGCCCAAGAAAAGUUGACAAGCAAACUUGCCACAACAAAAAGAAUGGCUGAGGAGAAGCGUGCAAAUGCAGAGGCAAAACUGAAUGAGAAAGCUGUAAGGACAGCUGAAAGGGCAGAUUAUAUAAGGAGGACUGGCCACUUGCCCUCUUCAUUCUCUUUUAAGUUGCCUUCUUUGUGCUGGUAGCAACACUAUUUCAUUAUAUUUGCAUGCAGUAUGUAUCCAUAACCAUUCAUCUGUCAAUUUUUUUUUUUGAAUUAAUCUGUAAACUUGUGGGUUCAUUUCAUAAAUUAAGUUCUGAAAUUGCAGUUAUGAGGGAA